Charadrius vociferus (killdeer) is the source of this 1589-nucleotide messenger RNA. It is a transcript of the gene CCNE1, whose product is annotated as cyclin E1. Gene Ontology annotation, molecular function: cyclin-dependent protein serine/threonine kinase regulator activity. Lineage: Eukaryota; Metazoa; Chordata; Aves; Charadriiformes; Charadriidae. Gene Ontology annotation, cellular component: nucleus; centrosome; cyclin E1-CDK2 complex. Bases 61 to 1146 code for a protein of 361 amino acids. The record is from RefSeq and is a predicted model, not a curated record. The transcript has 10 exons. Gene Ontology annotation, biological process: regulation of cyclin-dependent protein serine/threonine kinase activity; G1/S transition of mitotic cell cycle.
AGGCACCGAGAGUCUGAAACGGCGACUUUCUUACAGGAUCCUGAUGAAGAAAUUGCCAAAAUGGACAUGACGAGGAAAAAACAGUAUGAAGACCAGCCAUCUUGGAAUAAUGUUCACAAAAAUGCCCAUAUGCUGAUUCCUACUCCGGAUAAAGAUGAUGAUGCAGUUGGUGUUGAUUACUCUCACUUUAUACAUCUAAGUGUGGUUCCAACUAGAGCUUCACCAUUACCAGUUCUAGGCUGGGCAAACAGAGAGGAUGUGUGGAAAAACAUGAUAAACAAAGAAGAGGCAUAUGUGAGGGAUAAACUUUAUAUGCAAAGGCACCCUCUCCUGCAACCUAAAAUGAGAACUAUCCUUCUAGACUGGCUCAUGGAGGUUUGUGAAGUCUACAAGCUUCAUAGAGAAACUUUUUAUUUAGCACAAGAUUUCUUUGAUCGGUUUAUGGCAACACAACAGGACGUUGUAAAAACACUAUUGCAGCUUAUCGGUAUAUCUUCUUUAUUCAUAGCAGCAAAGCUUGAGGAAAUCUAUCCACCAAAGUUGCACCAGUUUGCCUAUGUUACAGAUGGAGCUUGUACAGAAGAUGAAAUCCUCAGUAUGGAAUUGAUCAUUAUGAAGGCUCUUAACUGGAACUUAAAUCCUCUGACAGUUGUAUCAUGGCUAAACAUUUACAUGCAAGUUGCGUAUUUAAAUGAGCUUUAUGAGGUAUUGCUGCCACAAUAUCCACAGCAAAUAUUUGUACAAAUAGCAGAGCUCUUAGAUCUCUGUGUGCUGGAUAUUGGCUGCUUGGAAUAUACGUAUGGAGUGCUUGCAGCUUCUGCUUUGUAUCACUUCUCCUCAUCUGAGUUGAUGCAGAAAGUUUCAGGUUAUAAAUGGUGUGAGAUAGAGGAAUGUGUAAAAUGGAUGGUUCCAUUUGCGAUGGCAAUAAGGGAAGUAGGAAGCUCCAAACUCAAACACUUCAGAGGUAUAGCUCCUGAAGACUUGCACAAUAUACAGACACACAUAAACAGCUUGGAUUUGCUGGACAAAGCUCAAGCAAAACAAGCCAUAUUGGCUGAGCAAAAUAGGACUUCACCUUUCCCCACUGGUGUCCUUACACCACCACAAAGUAGUAAGAAACAGUCUUCUGGAGUGAAGCCAAUAUGACUUUAGAAACUGUUGACAGACAAUUUUGCUGAAGUGCCUGUUCUGCUGGUUCUAACUCCUGCUCCAUUAUGGAAAUGCUGCCAGUGAAGUUCAUAAGCUUUUAUGGAAUCUGAAAAGGAAACCUUACUUUUUUCAUGACAGAAAAAAUUUUCUAUUUGAAAUAUUUUUAUUGAACAUUAAAAUAUUUUAAAGAAAUGGAUCAAGUACACCAGCCACUUAAAAGAACACCGAAGAGUGCUCCAAAUGCUGCUACGGAGGGUGAUGCUUGAUGUGACCAACCGUUCCGGAAAAGGGCUUGAAGUUUAGAUUAGUUCUGUGCUGGUUUGUCCUUUGGAUAAUCUGCAGUCACGCUGUCCCCUGUGGAGAAAUGGGCAAAAAGUGCUGCGGAAGACAACAUUUCAAAGCCUCUUUUUCAAAUGGUUGGCUUACAACUUGAUGCCUUU